ACGGCUGCAGAGACACAUACACGCGCACACUCGUGCGGAAGCAGAGGAGCGCCGAGUGAUACGGUUCCUAUAAAUCUGUGCUCUAGUCCACCUCCCAUUUAAGGCGACCUCCCCCCUCAUGCCUGUUCUCAGAUAAGAGAUGCUGCAGCUUACUUCGAUUGGGAGCUGCUAGAAAGAAGGAGGAAGAGAGAGGGAGGCUGUCUUUUGAGAAACCCUCCUUUCAUCCCUUCUUUCCUUUGUUCUUACCUUUUAUUUCUCCUCCCCUCCCCCUUUUUUGUUUAGUUGUGUUGUAACAGGAGACCAUUCAGUCUUGUCACGCUCCUUUUUUUAAGUUCCCCCCUUUCUUUUUUUAACCCCCCUCCCAAUUUCUUUUCGUGUUCUGGGAGUGGAAAAAAAGAAGCUUUGAUUUUAAAUAAAAUCCUCCAUUUUUAAAAAUCUUCUAUUUGCAACUGUCCGCAAUUUAGAUUUUGGGUGUUGUCUUGAGACCUACCCAUUUGCUUUUUUUUAUUGGGAGACCCUACGGUAUUACCUUUUUAAAAAACUGAAGCGAAAAAGCAGAACGUUCCAUACGCUCCAGUUACAAGUCUGAGCAGGAUAUUUGAGACUGACUUGCAUUUCUGUAUGUACCACUCACUUCCAAUCUUGAAUCUGCAAACAUAACCAAUUGAAAGACGGCAACUCCAAACUAACAUGGCAGUCAGACUGUGUGAUGUGGCUUCUCUGCUUAGAAGUGGUUCGUGGGCAGCAGAGCCUUGGACUGGGCAGGUAAUUGCUGCCAUGGAAACACAACUGUCUAAUGGGCCAACUUGCAAUAAUACAGCCAAUGGCCCUACUACCAUAAACAACAACUGCUCAUCACCAGUUGAUUCUGGGAACACAGAGGACAGCAAAACCAAUUUAAUAGUCAACUAUCUCCCUCAGAAUAUGACACAAGAAGAGCUCAAAAGUCUGUUUGGGAGCAUUGGCGAAAUAGAAUCCUGCAAACUUGUAAGGGACAAAAUCACAGGACAGAGUUUGGGAUAUGGAUUUGUGAACUACAUUGACCCUAAGGAUGCUGAAAAGGCAAUCAAUACUCUGAAUGGAUUGAGACUCCAAACCAAAACUAUAAAAGUUUCUUAUGCGCGGCCAAGUUCAGCUUCUAUUAGAGAUGCAAAUCUGUAUGUCAGCGGUCUCCCCAAAACUAUGACUCAGAAAGAGCUGGAACAGCUGUUUUCCCAGUAUGGACGUAUUAUUACUUCUCGCAUUCUGGUUGACCAAGUCACUGGAGUUUCAAGGGGUGUGGGUUUCAUCCGGUUUGACAAGCGGAUUGAAGCUGAAGAAGCCAUCAAGGGCUUGAAUGGGCAGAAACCUCCAGGGGCCACAGAGCCAAUCACCGUAAAGUUUGCCAACAAUCCAAGCCAAAAAACAAAUCAGGCCAUCCUUUCCCAGCUGUACCAGUCUCCAAACAGGAGAUACCCAGGACCUCUUGCUCAGCAGGCUCAACGUUUUAGGUUGGACAAUCUGCUCAAUAUGGCUUAUGGAGUAAAGAGUAGGUUUUCUCCAAUGACCAUUGAUGGAAUGACCAGUUUGGCUGGGAUCAAUAUCCCAGGACAUGCGGGAACCGGAUGGUGCAUUUUUGUGUACAAUUUAGCUCCUGAUGCAGAUGAGAGCAUCCUGUGGCAAAUGUUCGGACCCUUCGGAGCAGUGACCAAUGUGAAGGUUAUCCGCGACUUCAACACAAACAAGUGCAAAGGUUUUGGAUUUGUGACUAUGACAAACUAUGAUGAGGCUGCCAUGGCAAUAGCCAGCCUGAAUGGAUACCGCCUUGGAGACAGAGUCUUGCAGGUUUCCUUUAAAACAAACAAAACGCACAAAGCCUAAUGAGGUGUCCUCAGCCCAAUUUAUAUUUGAAAACUAUUCAACAAAGGCAAGUUAAAAGAAACUUUAUACAUUAGUAAAUGUCUUUGUAAGUCAGUGUUGAGAUGGGGGAAUAAAAGACUAGCAUCCUAAGAAAUAUUGCGAGAUUUUUUAUUGCUAGUAUUUGAAUUAAACUUCUUAAAUAUCUUAUGUUUGAAUAUGGACAAGAGGUACAGGGUUUUUACCUGUCACAAUGCAUUCUAUUGCCUUCUUUGAAGAAGGUGGACCUUUUAAAAUGUUUGAGCUAAGGGAAGAAAUUUCUUUUACACGACUGCCUUGAACCUGUGAGUAGAUAUUGAGGCUUUGUGUUAUAAUUCUUGAGUUAGUUAAUCUUAUGUUAUGUUUGAGUUACACUUUAAUGCCUUGCUGUUUAGUCUGUUCAAGAAGUGUUUUGAAGUUUACAUUUUUAUUUAUAAAGUUUAAAAAUAUUUAUUUUGUAAUUAUGAUUUGGGUUGGGGAAGGGGGGUGGUGCAUUAUAAAAGCCUAUUGUAAGAUUAAUGGAGAACUUUUCGUAAAGCUGUACCUUGCCAAAGAGAUAAGAGCCUCUUUGAUGUGGGUUUAAAAAAAAAACAAAGCAUCUAUUUUUAUAAAAAAGAGAAAAUUUGGAGAAACUUUUUACAGGUCCUGGAACAAAUAUUUUGACUUGAAUACUUUGAGAAAUCUCUUCAUAUGACACCUAGUGAGCUUUUAAAACUUACCAGGAAAUUUGCAGUGGUUGGGGGAAAACACUUUAGAGCGAUUUAUGAUGUAGAAAUUCUUUAAGAGAUCUUUGUUACUCAAGAAGUGGAAUCACUGGGAGAAAGCACUGCUGGUUUUGGUUUUGUAAUCGUUGGUGCAAUCUCUGAACAUCCUGGUUACUAUGUGAUAGGUGGCUCACAUUAAACUUGUGAUUUUGAAACAGAAGAAAAUUUAAAAGUAUAUAAGAGCAGGCAAGAAAUUUAAAUUAACUGAGAUGGGGGAAAAAUCUGUUCUUCCUAUAGAAUUCCCUUCAGAUAGAGCUCAUGGUGUUUAGUGAUGUACUUGCAGUAUUGUUUGAAGAAUUGUUUUGUCUUAAAGAAAAAAAAAGAUGUUUGCACAUGGUUUGCAUAGUAGCAGACCAGGAAGAAGCAGUCUUGCGUUGGAUAUAUUUGAAGGUAUUUUGAAAGUUAUGUUCAAGGCUAACACCUGAGCUUUGUGUAAUGUAAAUAAGAUCUUUUGUUGAUGAACCUCUUUUCAGCUAAUACUUCGAGUUUUCUUCUGGUUUUUGUUUUCUUUACUUAACAUGCCAAGUGAUGUUCAAAUGUUUUUGUAUUUUUUUUUCUUUGUAAAUGGCAUUAAGAUUGUUACUUGAGGUCUGCUUAUUCAUUUUUGUUGUCCUGGGGACUUGAAUUUACA
This is a messenger RNA of Candoia aspera, 3270 nucleotides long. RefSeq names its product ELAV like RNA binding protein 2 (gene ELAVL2). Gene Ontology annotation, molecular function: RNA binding. Bases 691 to 1860 code for a protein of 389 amino acids. NCBI's taxonomy places the organism in Eukaryota, Metazoa, Chordata, Lepidosauria, Squamata, Candoiidae. The record is from RefSeq and is a predicted model, not a curated record. Gene Ontology annotation, cellular component: ribonucleoprotein complex. The transcript has 9 exons.